Plasmodium coatneyi is the source of this 1827-nucleotide messenger RNA. RefSeq names its product Myo-inositol 1-phosphate synthase. The transcript has 3 exons. Gene Ontology annotation, biological process: phospholipid biosynthetic process; inositol biosynthetic process. The record is from RefSeq and is a predicted model, not a curated record. NCBI's taxonomy places the organism in Eukaryota, Apicomplexa, Aconoidasida, Haemosporida, Plasmodiidae. Bases 1 to 1827 code for a protein of 608 amino acids. Gene Ontology annotation, cellular component: cytoplasm. Gene Ontology annotation, molecular function: inositol-3-phosphate synthase activity.
AUGGAAAACUUUCGGGGUUUGAAGUUCGCCACGAAGGCGCCAAAAGGAAGCAGCGCCUACGGAAAGGAGGACGGAAUCGAGGUGAAGUUCGACAGGAAGGAAGACGAAAACUUUGUGUACUCGUCGUACGAGCAUGUAGAGACGCAAGUGCAGAAGAAGUCGAGCAGCAAUAAUGGUGGAACAGUUGGUGCGGGGGGACAGGUGACGUUCUCCUGCAAGAAGGUGAGCACGAACUACGAAAUCAAGGUAGAGAAAAUGAAGGAAAAAAAACUGGGGGUCCUAUUAAUUGGCAUAGGAGGAAACAACGCCACCACGUUGUUAGGGGGAAUCUGCGCAAACGCAAAAAAACUAACGUACACAAAUAAGUACGACGUGAAGAAGGCCAACUAUUUGGGUAGUGUAUUUCUCUCCUCUAAUGUAAGGCUAGGUUAUGACGCGAAGAGUAGGGAACAUUCCUACUGCCCGAUACACAAGCUAAUUGAGGUGUACAAUCCUGAAAAUAUCACCUUCGGAGGAUGGGACCUUAACAACCUGAACUUAAAAGAUUGUCUGGUGAGGAACAAAGUAUUUGAACAGGACUUGGUGGAAAAAAUAAAAGACGACAUGAAUUACGUUCCACUGAAAAGUGUGUACUUUAAGGGAAAUUUCAUUGCAGCUAAUCAACAGAAGAGAGUGAACAAUAUUCUUGUGGGAAAGAAUAAGCUAGAAGUUCUGGAAGAAGUGAGAAAACAAAUUUGCUCCUUUAAGAAGACCAACAAUUUAGACGAAGUAAUUGUCCUAUGGUCUGGGAACACUGAGAAGAAUAUUGCACACAUUGAAGGGGUGAAUGAUACAUAUGAAAAUAUUCUCUUAGCAUGUAAGAAUAAUCACCCGUCUGUUUCCCCAAGUAUUGUGUAUGCCUUGGCGUCUGUUUUGGAAAACUGUCCCUUUAUUAAUAGCAGUCCCCAGAAUACUCUCGUCAAUGGUGUGGUACACCUUGCUCAGGAGAAGGGCAUUUUCAUCGUCGGCAAUGACUUGAAGACGGGCCAAACGAAGAUCAAGAACUUCCUCCUGGACUUUUACUUCGGCACUGGCCUGAAGCCCAAGAGUAUCGUCUCGUACAACCACCUCGGAAACAACGACGGAAAGAACCUCUCCUCUGACCUCCAAUUUUACAGCAAGAAAAUUUCCAAGAGUAAUCUCAUCUGUGAUUACGUGAAGGCCAACGAGCAUAUGUAUGCAGACGAAGAAGAGGAAGCAGCCCUGUCGAAUAAGUUCACGAAUCAGAGUGGAGACUACUGCAAGGGAGACAGUCUGCUGUCCACCUCCACGGAUGUCUCAGACCUGCAAGCAGAUUACGCAUAUGUAGACGCAAUAGAAAACCAGAAGGUUAACAGCGAGAUUGUUAUAAAGUACGUUCCCUACGUAGGAGAUGAUAAGAAAGCCAUCGAUGAGUAUAUCAGUGAAAUAUUUAUGAACGGAAAAAAUACCAUUUCGUUGUACAAUGUUUGCCAAGAUUCUCUUCUAGCUUCUCCCAUUUUAAUUGAUCUAAUCCUAUUGGUGGAAUUGUCUCAGCGGGUUUACUUCAAGGUCGAAGAUAAGCAACCCGAUCAACGUUGGGGGGAUUAUCAACUGACUCACACCAUUGUUAAGGAGAAAUAUCCUGAGUUUAAAAAAAUGGAAUGUGUUCUCUUCCUGUCCAGUCUUUUUUGUAAAUCUCCUUUCAAUUCAAGUGUGUACAAAACGAGACACUCCUUCUUUUCCCAGUUGGAAAGUCUCUGCAAUUAUGUGCGAGUUAUUUGUGGCCUCCCCGUGGACGAUCACCUGGACCUCCCCUACAUGAUCUGA